AUGAAGCUCUCGGACGACGAGGAGAGCGAGCCACUGCAGCGGCAGCAGAAUGGUCUGCGAAAGGUCGGCCGGCGCGGCCGGCCAAACCUGCUGCCGUGGCUGAUCGCGGCGGCCGGGUCUGCCAUAAUCAUCGGCGCCGUGAUCCUGCCGCUCUCGUCGCGCUACUCGCUCUGGAUGAUGCUGCUGCCGCCCUCGGCCAAGACGCUCCGGCUGAGCGCCGCCGAGGCCGAGGCGAUGGCGCGGCGCCACCGCUUCCUCUUCAUCGCCGGCCCGCACCGCGGCGGCACGACGCUGCUGUGGCGGCUGCUGCGGCUGCACCCUCAGGUGGGCGCCUUUGCCGAGCGGACGGACGGCGACUUCUCCGAGGGCGCCUUCUUGCAGUCUGUGAUGCCCACCUUUGGCGUCGGGCGCGAGCGCGAGGACUGCCUCCGCGCCGGCGUCCGGCGGGUCGGCUCUCCGCCGGCGCGCGGGGUGGGGCGGUACGGCUUCGACCCGGGCGCCCACCUGACGGAGGCGUCGCCGCUCGCCUCCCUGGCGAGCCGCGACGCGCUGCUCUCCCAGUGGGGCUACUACUGGGGCGAGGCUGGCCUCGAGCGGCCGCUGCUGCUCGAAAAGACGCCCACCAACAUGCUGACGGCGCGGCUGCUGCAGUCGCUCUUCGCGCCGCGCACCUCCUUCCUCGUGGUGACGCGGCACCCGCUCGCCGUCGCGCUCGCGCAGCACCGGAUCACCUCGUGCGGCGGCGGCGGCGGCGGCGGCGGGCCGCCCGAGGCGGUGGGCGAGGCGGUGCUGCACUGGGCGCUGACCCACACGGUGCUGCAGCGCGACUUGCCCGCCCUCUCCUCCGCGCGGGUGGUGCGGUACGAGGACCUCGCCCACGCGCCAGGCCGCUGCCUCGCCGCCGUGGGCCUGCGGGCCUCCCGGACUCCCGGACCUUUCCUGGAAGCUUCCUCCUCGGCGGGCGAGGCGGUCGACGGCGGCACGAACGCAAAGUACGAGCGGCAGUAUUGCGACGGCCAACUCGCCACCGAGCAGGGCCGGCAGUCGCACUGCCGCGUCGCCGGGGCGCUCCAGCCCGCCGUCGCCGCGCUCGGCUUGCAGUACGACGUGGAGCGCGGCGGGCCGCUCGGGUUCGCGUGCUCGGCGGAGCGAGUCGAUUGCGGCGCGGCGGGCCGAGGAGGUGGCGUGGCGGCCGAGGCGCGGCUGCUGCGGGAGAGGCUGCUCGGCAGCCUCUCCUCCUACCGCGAGCCGGCCGACGAGCCGGCGGGCGGCGGGGUGCCGCUCGGAGGGCCGCUGCUCCUGUGCGCUGGCGCUGGGGACACCAUUAUGCGCGAGCGACAUACAGCAGUGAGAUCGGCUUAG
Molecule: messenger RNA, 1362 nt
Organism: Emiliania huxleyi CCMP1516
Lineage: Eukaryota; Haptophyta; Isochrysidales; Noelaerhabdaceae
Exons: 2
Coding region: 1-1362 (453 amino acids)
Source: RefSeq, a predicted model, not a curated record